Nematolebias whitei (Rio pearlfish) is the source of this 565-nucleotide messenger RNA. It is a transcript of the gene borcs8, whose product is annotated as BLOC-1 related complex subunit 8. Gene Ontology annotation, cellular component: BORC complex. Lineage: Eukaryota; Metazoa; Chordata; Actinopteri; Cyprinodontiformes; Rivulidae. Bases 80 to 472 code for a protein of 130 amino acids. The transcript has 6 exons. The record is from RefSeq and is a predicted model, not a curated record.
UGUGACACAGAAGAACAAUAAUACGGAAGUGAAAAGAACCGGGUGAUUCUGGUGAAGAAGGAAAAAAACAGCUUGCAAUAUGGAAGAUCAAGAGAUGCAGCUAAAGGUUCGACGAGUGAGUGACAAAUUCACGGAGAGUAUGUACGUUUUGGCUAACGAGCCGUCCGUAGCUCUCUACAGACUGCAGGAGCAUGUCAGGAGGUCUCUGCCUGAACUGGUGCAACACAAGACAAACAUGCAGAGCUGGGAAGAACAAAGUCAAGGCGCUAUCUAUACUGUGGAGUAUGCAUGCAGUGCAGUGAAGAGCAUGACAAACAGCAUUCUGUAUUUCAAGAACAUUGAUGGCCUUCUUCAUCAAGCUAUCAGCAUGAAGGAACAAAUUAGUAACUCCCAAGGACGCAGAUUAUAUGAUGUGACCCCAUCUCCCAGUCCCCUUGUCUCUGCUCCACAUGCUCCAUCCCCUUCCUCAUGAUCUGUGGACAGUGGUGUCUAAGGAAAAGAACCGCGGACUCAGGCAUGCUGAAGGAAACGGGAGCUAAUCACAGCUAUGGGAUGUGAGGCAACU